Cololabis saira (Pacific saury) is the source of this 1450-nucleotide messenger RNA. It is a transcript of the gene metap1d, whose product is annotated as methionyl aminopeptidase type 1D (mitochondrial). Gene Ontology annotation, biological process: proteolysis. The coding region runs from base 27 to 1049 and encodes 340 amino acids. Gene Ontology annotation, molecular function: metalloaminopeptidase activity. The record is from RefSeq and is a predicted model, not a curated record. The transcript has 10 exons. Lineage: Eukaryota; Metazoa; Chordata; Actinopteri; Beloniformes; Belonidae.
UCACGUGACCACAACAAAAAGGUAUCAUGGCGGCGGCCGCACACUGCUCCGCAGGACUCGCAGCUAGAUCAGGACUGGGAGGUUUCCUUAGAGGAGCGUGCUGUCUUGGAAGCUUUAGUCCCCCCACAGCACUUCUAUGUCAGCAACGUCGCCGCUUCUUCUGGAGAAAAUGGAAAAAUUCUCUCAAUGUGGUUCGUCCAGCUACAGUUCGACCAGCAUAUGCAGUUCCCAAGCACAUUGUGCGGCCUGAUUAUGUUAACACUGGACUCGUCCCAGAAUGGCCAGAUUACAUUGAAAUCAAACACCAGGAGCAGAUUGAAGAUCUUGCUAGAGCAUGUCAGCUAGCCAGACAUGUUCUCCUACUAGCUGGACGCAGUCUGAAAGUCGGCAUGACAACUGAUGAGAUUGACUUCAUCGUUCACCAGGAGACAAUCAAGCACAAUGCGUACCCCUCUCCUCUCAGAUAUGGAGGUUUCCCCAAGUCAGUGUGUACAUCUGUGAACAAUGUGAUCUGUCAUGGCAUACCUGACAGUCGGAGACUUGAAGAUGGGGACAUUAUCAACAUUGAUGUCACUGUGUAUUUGGAUGGUUACCAUGGUGACACCUCAGAAACCUUCUUGAUUGGUCAGGUGGAUGAGGCUGGGCAGCGAUUGGUGGAAACUGCUAUGCGUUGCAGAGAUGAGGCUAUUGCUGUAUGCAAGCCAGGUGCACAUCUCAGUGCAAUAGGAAACACUAUCAGUGAAAUUGCUGGAGCCAAUGGGUUUCAAGUGUGUCCGUAUUUCAUUGGACAUGGAAUAGGCUCAUACUUUCAUGGCCAUCCUGAGAUUUGGCAUCACGCUAAUGACAAUGACAUGACCAUGGAUGAAGGGAUGGCUUUCACGAUAGAGCCCAUACUGAUGGAGGGGUCAGCAGAGUUCAGAAUCUUAAAGGACAAGUGGACGGCGGUGUCAGUUGAUGAUAAAAGGUCGGCUCAGUUUGAACACACUGUCAUAAUUACAUCUGACGGAGUCGAGAUUCUCACCAAACUACCAGAAGAAAGCCACUUGUGAAAAAACAAAAAGUUCAGACCAACUGAGGAUGUUAUGAACUGGAUCUUUAGUUUUUCCAGAUCUUACCUUUGAAGUGGAAACGAUGGGUGCUUUUGACUUUACAUUUCAGGAUUUAAGACUUAUAGAUGAGCUUUAUGUAUGUUAAGGGUAAUCAUGUUGUCUUUGGAAGGAGGAUCAAAUGUCUAAAAUUAAUUAAAUGGGAGUGGAUAAACCUCAAUUACGUAUCAAAACAAAUGUUGGUUCAUAUGUUCUGUUACAUAAAUAUGAUAUGCAAUGUAUUUCACUUCUGUUCUUAAAUAUUUUCUUUAAGGAUUCAUUUGACUCCAUUUUACUCUUUUUGUUAGAAGUUAUUCACUGUUUCUAUUAGGCUUAGUUUUUUGUGUGCUGAACAAUGAUAAAAU